Messenger RNA from Beauveria bassiana ARSEF 2860, 1365 nucleotides. RefSeq names its product nonspecific lipid-transfer protein. Gene Ontology annotation, molecular function: acyltransferase activity, transferring groups other than amino-acyl groups. Lineage: Eukaryota; Fungi; Ascomycota; Sordariomycetes; Hypocreales; Cordycipitaceae. The transcript is spliced from 2 exons. The record is from RefSeq and is a predicted model, not a curated record. Bases 1 to 1365 code for a protein of 454 amino acids.
AUGGCAGCCCGCGAAAAAACCCCCGCCUACGUCCUCGGCGUCGGCAUGACGGAAUUCAUCAAGCCGCGCAACCUGCGCGACUACCCGGAGCUGGGCUACGAGGCGGGCAUCAAGGCCAUGCUCGACGCGCAAAUCAACUACGACGACGUGCAGACGGGCAUCGCCUGCUUCAACUACGGCGACUCGACGUGCGGUCAGCGCGUCUUUUACCAGUUUGGCAUGACUUCCAUUCCCAUCAUCAACACGGGCAACGCCUGCGCCACGGGCUCCGCGGGCCUGUACCUCGCCCGCACAAUGGUCCGCAGCGGCGCGCUCGACUGCGUGCUCGUCGUCGGGUUUGAAAAGAUGGAGCCGGGCCACAUCAAGGACAAGUGGACGGACAGGGCCAAGCCGACGCAGCUGAGCCGCCAGAUGAUGGAGGACAUGUGCGGCACGGCGCCGGGACCGCUGAAUGCGCAGUAUUUUGGAAAUGCGGCGAGGGAAUACGGAGCCAAGGCGGAAGACUUUGCCGAAAUCGCCCGCAUCAGCCACAAGCAUUCCCAGCGCAACCCGUACGCGCAGUUCCGCCAAGAGUACUCGCUGCAACAAGUCCUCGACUCGACCAUGAUCUACCCGCCCCUGACCAAGCUGCAGUGCAGCCCCACGAGCGACGGCGCCGGGGCCGCCGUCGUCGUCUCGCAGCGCUUCCUCGACGCGCGGCCGCACCUCCGCGGCCAGGCCGUGCUCAUGGCCGGGCAGCAGUUCACCACCGACUCUGACCGCCUGUACUCGCGCAGCGCCAUCCAGCUCAUCGGCUACGACAUGACGCGCCGCGCCGUCGCGGCCGCCCUGCGCGAGGCGCAGACGUCGCUCGACGACGUCAAAGUCUGCGAGCUGCACGACUGCUUCUCGGCCAACGAGCUCAUCUUGCUCGAGAGUCUCGGCUUCAGCGACGUCGGCCGCGCGCACGAACUUGUGCGGCGCGGCGAUAUCACGUACGGCGGGCGCGUCGUCGUCAACCCUUCGGGCGGGCUCAUCUCAAAGGGCCACCCGCUCGGCGCCACGGGCCUCGCGCAGUGCGCCGAGCUCGUGUGGCAGCUGCGCGGCUGGGCCAACAACCGGCUCGUCGAGGACAUUGACGUUGCGCUGCAGCAUAACCUGGGGCUGGGCGGCGCGACUGUCGUGACGGUGUAUAAGCGCGCGGAUGGGGCCAAGAAUGCGCGGGUCGGCAGCGAGGAGAUUGCAAAGAGCAGCUGGCUGGGGUAUAAUCCGGCCGUGGAGGCGCGUGGGUUUAGAGAGGCGGAUGCGGCGAGGGCGAGGAGCCGUACGGCGAGGAGCGAGUUUGCGCUGUCGGAUACGCAAAAGAAGAUUGAGGCACGUUUGUAG